CAAACUGCAUCCGGUAUGAAAAACCAAGGAGGGUUUGAUUCCCAGGCAGGCGAACGGUUUGAGAAGAUACCAGCAGUGCAAAAACACGACCAUGCAGUGGAGGUCAAUGAUGUGAGGGAAUUAGGGGAAAUAACAGCCUACUUUAUAGUUACUCAGUUUAUGUUAUUAACGAAGAUUACGGUCUUACCCUUUCGCUGCACCGUAAGGUACCCCGAACAUAAGUUGUAUUUAGUUGUGGCUUCUCUGUUAAUUAUUUUACUGACAGAGGAAUGACCCCAUCGUAGUUAACCUUUAAGCAGAAAAAUAGUGGCUGUUAACGAUAUAUUGGCGCUGUCAAAGCAGUUCCGGACGGGCUGCUUCUCAACAAGGACGAUUUACAAGCCGUCUUGGUUACUUCGAGGUCAUGGAGCUGGUGAUCCGUCCAUUCCGUCCCACUGACCAGGACACAGUACGCUCUCUGUUCAGCAUCGGCAUCAGGGAGCAUAUCGGUCCAUGUUUUAAAAAUGCCAUGACCAGCUCUCUCCACCUCGCUGUCACCCUGGGUGUGUGCGUAGUGGGAUACCUCCUCGGUUCUGUGUUGGGGGCCAUAGUGUUACCUGGACUCUGGGCCGGCCUUGUCUACUACUGCUGUCAUGUGCUGUAUGCAAGCUUUGUUGAGGAGAAGCUCCGGACAGACAUGAAGGACAUACCUGGAAACUAUCAGAGCAGACCAGAUGACUGUUUCUGGGUUGCUGAAGCCGAGAUUGAUGGGAGGCCACAAAUCCUGGGUACAGUGGCUGUACUGGCCAAACAAAGUGGGGAUGAAAGAUAUGGGGAACUGUUUAGAAUGAUCAUCUCACAGUCAUGCAGACGGCUGGGCCUGGGCACCAGGCUGACUCAGACUGUGGUUGACUUCUGUAAAGAACGAGGCUUCUCCAAAGUGGAGCUGGAAACAAGUUCCACUCAGACUGCUGCUGUAGCUCUGUACAAAAAACUGGGCUUCAACUUGGUUCUCACACACACCAAAACACAUGCUCCCUUCUGGAUGGUAUCACUGGCAAAUGUCACUAUUUUAAAAAUGGUAAAACAACUGUAGUUCUGAGAUAACUGGUUGGAUAACAUGAUGGUGCAUAUACUCAGUCGCUAAAGCUCUAUCACUUAUAACAUUUAACCAAAAAAGACAAAACUGUAAACUCUCUCACACCUAACUCAAUUCUUGUUUUAUCUAUGAUUCAAAACAAAAUCACAGGUAGAGUUAUCCAUAAGAAGUAGAAGUAGCAUUUAGAGUCUUUAAUAGCAUAGAAGUGAUCAUACCACCCUGUAAAAGUAGAACAUUUUUUAUUGUGUUUUAUUAGCGUGAUACGGUAAAGAUAUUAUCACAGUUAAUACACUAAAUGAAAUGAACACAAGAUAGUUGUGCCCCACAGAAAGAAGGAAGUCUUAGUGAAGAAAUUCCUAAACUUAAUUAGGCCCGUAAUGUCGCCCUCACAAGUCAACCAUGUCACUCUUCCGUGGUUGUCAAGUAGGAACCUUUUUUCUUUCAGCCCAUGCCACCUCAAAAGGGCUGAACAGAAAGCUCUGGCAUCUCUCUUCAUGCUAGCUCUGUGUGCCCUCCAUACCAACAUGCAGACAUGCUUUAUUGUAUCUAUCCCACCACAUAGCCCCCAGCCCAAACAGCACUGCCACCUGCAGCAGACCCUGGCUCAGUACAUGCAAGCUGCAGGUAGUGACAACACUGAUUCUACCUACCCUAGUCUUGGGCCGCUUAUGAUCCCCACAAACAAAACACUGCUAUACCUGGCUCUACACAAACAAGAACAGCAAAGACAAGGUAGAAAGACAGAGAAAAGUCUUAGGAGGGAGCUUAGAAAGGGGACAGAGGAAGUAGGUGCCCUGGUCAGGGCUGGCAUUCACCCUGGCCAGAUCAGGUGGUUAGAUAGUUUAGCAGGAACUUAAUUUAGACUAUUUUUACAGGACUUUGACAAUUUCAAGGCCCCUUGAUGACAAGUGGUUCAUGAUUCAUGAUUUAAUUAUUUGUAAAUUACUGUCUUUUGGUUCCAAAGACAUGGUUGUCUCAUGCAGACACUGCUGUUUGGGUUAAAGAUUGUCCCCAUAGAUAUUAAACAUUUACCAUGAAGCAAUGGAGAUGGAGCCAGCUCCACAUCCGCUGCCCUGUUUUUACCAUUGUAACUAAAUACUAGCAGUUAUGACCUUCAUUUAUAGCAAACUUUUCAAAAUAGAAGUUUUAAAGUGCUUUACAAGGACAGCAAUUAUAAAAAUUCAACAAAAACACAAACAUGUUUAUAAAAUCCUCAGCAAAGGGGAAAUUAUAUAACAGCAUUCAUAUCAGUAAAUCAGCUUAUUUAAAAAAAAAGCUGACGGAUGUAAGUUCUUUUGAAAGAAAAGUGAAAUUCAAGUUGAAAUUCAUUUUCAUCUAAAAUUAGGAUUUGUUCAAGACUUUCACCUGCAGCACUCACAUGGUCUUACUUUGACUCCAUGAGGAAUAAUUCCAGUGAGUUUUUUUCAGAAAGAAGUACAACUGGGCGUUGUAUGUUUUUUUUAGUUCUGUUCAUGUUUAUAAGGAGUUCAAGUAUGAGUAGAGAUUAUUCUGGUGAAUUUAAUAUUCAUGACCUUCUCAUGUCAUGUUUUGACUUUAUUUAAUCAUCACUAUGCAGUCAGAUAAGAACCAGUUUACUUUCAAGAUCUAAGCUGUGAUUAUCUACAGUCGUGGUUUAUACAUGUGGUUUAUGUCUGAUGUUGAUUUGCCCUUUGUGUUUUUCUUUAACUGCUGACUCAGAACACAUUACCCUGCCUCAGUGACUGUACCUAAGUCCUUUAAAGAAAAUGGGUUUGCAUCUAUCACACACUGUACCUUAAAUAUAUAAUUACUGCAUUUGAUUGAAUGGGAUUUCCAGAAAUGGUAUAUUUAGUUGAUAUGCUUGUGUUAUGUGCCAGAUCAUCUUUUUAAACUGUUCUAGAAAUGAAACACACUGUGUCUUAUAAGCUACCUGAGCCACUGGCUGUUGAUUUUUCUGAUUUUGAUAACUUCAUGUAAACACACUGUGAUUUUUUGAUAAACAUUCAGUGAUCAGUCACUUGUCAUUUUUCACACUGAACAUGCAAAAAAAUAAAGCCUACCUCAAGGUUAAGACCACA
Molecule: messenger RNA, 3135 nt
Organism: Cheilinus undulatus (humphead wrasse)
Lineage: Eukaryota; Metazoa; Chordata; Actinopteri; Labriformes; Labridae
Gene: nat8l2
Product: N-acetyltransferase 8-like 2
Exons: 2
Coding region: 404-1075 (223 amino acids)
Molecular function (GO): N-acetyltransferase activity
Source: RefSeq, a predicted model, not a curated record